Sphaeroforma arctica JP610 is the source of this 474-nucleotide messenger RNA. RefSeq lists its product as hypothetical. Bases 1 to 474 code for a protein of 157 amino acids. The record is from RefSeq and is a predicted model, not a curated record. Lineage: Eukaryota; Ichthyosporea; Ichthyophonida. The transcript is spliced from 2 exons.
AUGAUAUUCGUCGAGUGGCUUGGUGGCAUGCUUGUUGGUCUGUCGUUCUUUCGCAUUGGGUACGAAACACCCACCGAGGCGAAUGGCCGGCUUUCCACUCUUAUGUUAAUCAUGAUAGUUGUUUGCUUCUGGUCGUGUCAGUUUGCUGCCGGGUUCUACUUUUUAUAUGAUAAGGUUUACAGCAAAGAACGAGAUACCGCAAUGUACCGCGUGGGUACACACUUCAUUACGUCUGCACUUUUACAGGAACUUUCCGACAUGCUGCUGCCAAUAGUCGCUUUAACGCCUAUUUACUUCUUGACAAACAUGUGGGUGGAGGUCAGUGCCUUUAGUUGCACUCUUGGCGUUCGUACGGAAUUAAUGAAGAAUCAGCAGUCAGCAACGUCUGGUAUAGAUUCUACAAAGGCUGAUAUAGAGAGUGCCUUAGAAGCCCAAAGCCCUGUGUGCAACUAUAUUGAAACCGUGCAACUUUGA